AUGCGGCUGGGGCUUCACUCGCCGCCGUCGCUCUCAUUCUACGUCUUCGGCCCCAACUACACAAUCGACGGAGACGAGUCCAAUGACAGUAACCGCAAGAAAAGCAUCGUUGGUCUCUCCAAUGUCGCCAAUGACUGUUUUAUCAACUCGGUGCUCCAGGCCCUGGCCGGUCUGGGUGACCUGCGCGUCUAUUUGAUCCGUGAGUUGCACCGGCGCGAGCUGGAUGGUCCGGAGAUGUACCACGCGGUGCCGAACGAAGACGAACUUCCACGCGGACAGCGGCCGGACAAGCUGCGGGACUUGCAGCAGGGAAUCGUCACAAAGGCAUUGAAGGAAAUGCUGGAUCGGUUGAACGAGCGUCCGAUCUACAGGAAGACUAUCUCCGCGCGCGGCUUCAUCGAGGCCCUUGAAUUCGCGUACCGCACACGCAUUAGCCGCAACCAACAAGACGCGCAGGAAUUCUUGCAGAUUGUGCUGGAGCGGCUCUGCGACGAAUACCAUGCUGGUGUCCGUGCUCGGCGGCGCGCACUUGGCCCCAUUGGAGCACCUGCUGGUUCAGGCGCCGUGGGUGCAGAGUCUGAGGCCGAGAGCCCGGACAGCCCGGGGGUCGAAGUGCGGAUUGAUGAUGGAUCUGCCAAUGGACUUCCUGCCAUUAUUGAUAACAAAUUGAGAGAGAUCGACAAUGAGUCUGGAUUUCCUCUGGAGGGAAAACUGGAGUCGCAGAUCGAAUGCCAGUCUUGCCACUACCAGUACAAGCCCAAUCAGACUUCGUUUGUGAAUCUUACCCUGCAAGUACCCCAGAAAAGCUCGACCACCCUGAAUUCUUGCUUUGACGGUCUCUUGAAAACCGAAUACAUUGAAGAUUUCCGAUGCGACCGGUGCCGCCUACAGCAUGCCGUCGACAUGAAGAUUUCCGAGAAGAUCCGUACUAGUUCACAGAGCGAUCGGGAUCGGUUAGGAGAAGAGAUUGAGCGCCUUCGGGAUGCCCUGGAGAAUGACCCUGAGCGCGAACUUGAAGGCAUUGAGUUUCCACCAGCAGAGCUUGCGCCUAAACGACGAAUCGCUCGACACAUGCGUAUCACGUCUUUCCCCAAAAUCAUCGCAGUUCAUCUGUCACGGUCGAUCUUUGAUCGCAGCAGUUCAUCGAAGAACGCUGCCAAGGUGUCAUUCCCCGAGCGAUUGCCUCUGGGAGGAAUCUUAAAUCAGACGUGGUUUAAGUUGCUUGCGAUUGUUUGCCACAAGGGCAGCCACCACAGCGGUCACUACGAGUCGUUUCGCCGCAAUCACCUCUAUGCGCCAUUCUCCACCCCAGAGGUUUUUAGUUCCUAUGCGGCAAGCCGAGUCGCUAGCCAGAACCCGUCCCAGGCACCGAGUCCACGAUUGAUGCCACGCAGCAGCCCUGAUCCUGAUACUGGUGCCAGCAGUGGACUAUCCACCGCGACUUCCUCCACCUCCCUCUCGGGUACAUCGCCGUCGACGCAGCUCACGCCGCCGCUGCCCCGUCCCACUACGUCCAGCUCGCGGCGUUCCUUCCAGAGCACGUUUUCUCGGUCGUCGCGCUCGUCGACACCACAACCUACGGUGGAUUCGGAUAGCAAUAGUCCAUCGACGGAUCAAGGACGAUUCAGCAUCUCGUCGGCCACGCGCUCCUCCCGAAAUAUCCCCCGGUCAUCCGGCGAGCCCCCGUCGGGAGUCAGUUCGCGGCUUCGACGGCGUCGCAAGCCGAAUGACCGAUGGUGGCGGAUUUCGGAUGAGAAGAUCAAAGAGUGCAAGACCUCGGACGUGCUGGGCAUGCAGAAGGAGGUCUACAUGUUGUUUUACGAGAUUGAGAAACCGGACUCGAGCCCCGCGGAUGGGCGGACAUGA
Molecule: messenger RNA, 1866 nt
Organism: Penicillium cosmopolitanum
Lineage: Eukaryota; Fungi; Ascomycota; Eurotiomycetes; Eurotiales; Aspergillaceae
Product: putative ubiquitin C-terminal hydrolase
Exons: 1
Coding region: 1-1866 (621 amino acids)
Biological process (GO): protein deubiquitination
Cellular component (GO): cytosol; nucleus
Molecular function (GO): cysteine-type endopeptidase activity; cysteine-type deubiquitinase activity
Source: RefSeq, a predicted model, not a curated record